AUGCGCUCACGGUUCAUCCUGUUCCACCUGGUCCCGGCGUCUCUGAAGAAGCACUUCUCUGUGUUCACGGGACACAGCGACAUGAGCCCCUCUCACCAUAACAGGGUCCGCUUCAGCCAGGACCCCCAGCAGAGUGCAGUGACCAGGGCCAGCCUGGUGGGGGCGCCCUCUCAGAGGACUGCUCUGCCACACACGUACAACCACAAUUCCCUCCCCGCUCCACUGGGGGGCAGCACCCCAGAGUCCGCUCGCAGGUUCUCCACGUUACCCCCCAGUCUGGUGUCCAGGACGGCAUCAGCCGUGUCCCCCACACUGCAGCGCCGCAUCAGCACCUCAGCCGCCACCUCCUCCUACAUGAAGACCAGAGGACGCAGGUUCACUGUCCAGCUCAUGAAAGGUCCGGAGGGUCUGGGCUUCAGCAUCACUUCCAGAGAUGUUCCUCUAGGGGGCAGUGCUCCCAUCAUCGUAAAGAACAUUCUUCCUCGAGGAGCAGCUAUUCAAGAUGGCCGUCUUAAAGCUGGCGACCGUCUGCUUGAGGUGGGUGGAGUGGACCUGGAGGGGAGGAGCCAGGAGGAGGUGGUGUCUCUGCUGAGGGCCACACCCAUGGGGGGCGUGGUUCACCUGUCCGUCACCCGGCCAGAGGACGCCCUGCUGCCCCGAGAAGUGAAGACAGUGGAGAUGAUUGUGGACUUCAGGAAGAGCACUGUCCCCCCGCCCCCACCCUCCGUGAUGGACUCCCCCAUCACCUCUGUGGAGUCCUUCCGUUUCCUGGGCACCACCAUCACCCAGGACCUCAAGUGGGAGCCGACCAUCAGCUCCCUCAUCAAGAAGGCCCAGCAGAGGAUGUACUUCCUGCGGCAGCUCAGGAAAGCCAAGCUGCAGUUCUACACGGCCAUCAUCGAGUCCAUCCUCACCUCCUCCAUCACCUCCUCCAUCACCUCCUCAUCACCUCCUCCAUCACCUCCUCCAUCACCUCCUCCAUCACCUCCUCCAUCACCUCCUCAUCACCUCCUCCAUCACCUCCUCCAUCACCUCCUCCAUCACCUCCUCCAUCACCUCCUCCAUCACCUCUCUCAUCACCUCCUCCAUCACCCUCCAUCACCUCCAUCACCUCCUCCAUCACCUCCUCCAUCACCUCCUCCAUCACCUCCUCCAUCACCUCCUCCAUCACCUCCUCCAUCACCUCCUCCGUCACCGUGUGGUUCGCUGGAGCCACAGUCAGGGACAAACAGAGACUACAGCGCAUUGUGCGCUCUGCAGAGGAAGUGA
Molecule: messenger RNA, 1269 nt
Organism: Knipowitschia caucasica
Lineage: Eukaryota; Metazoa; Chordata; Actinopteri; Gobiiformes; Gobiidae
Source: the annotation of a GenBank genome assembly